This is a messenger RNA of Erigeron canadensis, 1132 nucleotides long. RefSeq lists its product as uncharacterized. The transcript has a single exon. Bases 61 to 1008 code for a protein of 315 amino acids. Lineage: Eukaryota; Viridiplantae; Streptophyta; Magnoliopsida; Asterales; Asteraceae. The record is from RefSeq and is a predicted model, not a curated record.
AUAUAGGAGCAUUUAUGCAUGAACAUCUAAACUUCUUCCAUCACUUUUUCAAAAAAAAAAAUGGAACCCUAUCUCCUCCAACAAUCUCUUUUAACUACCACCACCACCACCACCAAAAGCUCUUCUAUGAUUUCCUCAUUGCCACCAAACUCAGUAACCUGUAGCACUAAUAAAUCGAACGCUUCUAGCAUCAUUUUUCGUUUAAUUUUGAUAUCCUGUAUAGGCAUAAUUUCCAUUUGGGCAAAUUAUGAAGCCUCAAAAGGGUUCUCAAUCACGAUUGUGAACGAUGCAAGUAAGUUCUCAUUAGCAAGAAAACGCUUUUCGUUACUCUAUGAAUCAAAUGAUAAAGCAACCCGAAUAGUUGUCAACACAAGUACAUUUGUUGAAAAUCUUCUCUACCCUGCUUAUAAUAAUAAUAAUCAAGACUCGCAAAAACACUUCAAAAAACAAAUCAAUAGUGUCACGCUUAGACUUGCCGCCCCUACAAAUUUCCAUGAUUUUGUGUCCGUUGAUCAACAUUCUCAAAAACCCCAUGAAUAUAUAAUCAAUUUAAAUCCAUCUUUAUUGGAAGAAACUCGAUCAAACAACGAUGAACUCGUUGUGAUGGCAGUUUUACAAGGCAUGGCUCGGGUAUGGUUAUGGGACGGCAAAGGGGGGGCUCCGCUCGUGCUUUUGAACGGGAUCGUUGAGUACAUAACGAGCUUAGCGGGAUAUAGGACAAGUGAAUUACACAAAUUUGGUGGUGGCAAUAUCAUAUCAGCCGAAAAGAAUGAGAUAUGUUGGAAAGAUGAGGAUAGAAGAAAGGUGGCAGGGUUUUUGAGCCAUUUUGAUCAUAGAAUGCCACCAAAUAGUGGUGGUGAUGGGGAGAUGAUCCGACGGUUGAACAAAGAGAUGAGGAAUGGAUGGGAUGAUCAGAUGGUGGAUGAUGUGUUAGGCAUGACAAGUCAGCAUGCAUGUGCAUCUUACAUUUUGAUGAAUAGGCAUCAUAAUCCAUACAGCUCAGUUUGAUUUUAUUUUAGGAGACAUAGCACAAGGGAAAGUGAAAUGUUUAUUAUGGGAAUCCAUGUGAUUAUUGUACGUUGUUUUGUUUUGCUUGAUAAUCUUUGAAAUGGCCCAUUGUUUUAUUAUUGUA